Molecule: messenger RNA, 1612 nt
Organism: Trichoderma virens Gv29-8
Lineage: Eukaryota; Fungi; Ascomycota; Sordariomycetes; Hypocreales; Hypocreaceae
Exons: 4
Coding region: 6-1316 (436 amino acids)
Source: RefSeq, a predicted model, not a curated record
CAGUGAUGAUAAUAUCCAAAGGCCAAAUCUCUUCCAGAGACAUUGAGACGAUACCAAUGAGCCGGGACGACAUGGACAAAAUGGAAGCACUAACGAUUCAAAUCUUCCUUCUCCUUGGCGCUGCCAUGGUUUCCAUAGGUGGGCGAUUGUACAUCCGAUGGCGGCAGGUCGGAAUGAAGAAUCUUGGUCUUGAAGAUGUGCUUGCGAUUGCGGGAGUGAUUCUGUUUGUGCCUAAUGUAGUCUUGGCGUACAUUAUGAACACGCAAACCCAUUGGAUGGGGAAUCACUCUAUUAGCGACAAUGCCGGAACGCAGCUGAGCAGUGUCGAAUAUCAGACGAGGGAACUUGGAUCGAAACUAUAUCUAUACAGCUGGCUAUCCUAUUCGGCCGCGCUGUGGAUGUUUAAAGCAGCGUUUCUUGCGAAUGUCCUUCGUCGAACAUCCGAAUCCUGCAGACGACAAAUGCACCAGUAUAUCGGCUUUGGCUUCUUGCUUGUAACAUGGGUGGCAACAACGAUGGCUUUCCUCCAAAGCUGUCGGCCUCUGUCUCACAUGUGGCAGGUAUAUCCUAACCCGGGGCGAUACUGUCAGCCUGCUACUUCGCCGGUGCUGGUAUGGGUGUAUUUCAGCUUCGAUACCAUCACGAAUCUCUAUCUAGCGUCUGCAGCCAUUCCUGUCGCUACUAGAAACGAUAAACCCACGUGGGAAAAACUCCAGUGGGUCGCAACGCUUGUUUGCGGGCUUCUUGCCACGGCGGCCGCAGUUGCGCGGGCUGUCAUUCUGGUAUCGAACCAUCAUCUAAAUGCAGAGCGAACUGCGGAGUCUUGGGCGAUCUGGCAGAUCUUCAUUUAUGCUGCUGCCAUUGGCCUCACAGAGGUGUUUUACCAUCCAGCAGGAUCUCCUUCUUAUCCACCUAUGAGAGACAUUGACGAUGUCGUCUUCAACAAUUAUAUUUACUCGGAACGGUUCUCUACUAGACAACACAGUCUCGCCGAGUCAGAGGCAACCAUUGUCGUCACACCCGAGGUGACAAAUUUGUAUGAGAAAUUCGCCGACGCGUCGAUCCGGGAAAUUGAGGUACAAGGCCGUCGAAACUCGGGGAUUCAACGCAAAGUGGAAGUAUCAGUGCUCCAGGAGAAUUUUGUCAUAGCUCCGGAAGGGCCAUGCGAGAUCUGUGGAAAUUACACAAGAAGCUGGGCGAAUGAUGAGGAUGCAAACAAACCCGAGCAGAGGAGCUCCUUUUUUGGAAGCAGCAUCCAUUUCCAUGUGCCAAAAUAUGGCAUUAAUCACAAGGAACUGCAUGAAUCGGCGUUUUAACUUGGCUAUUUUUAUGAUGCUUUUAGCGUUACAUCGGAGUUUGUUCAUCAAUUGGUCUAUGAUACGGAUGGGUGUUGGGACUGGAUAACUAUUUAUGGAAUUGGGAUUAAUCGGGUUUUAAGAGAUAUCUCCUUGUUUCUAUAUCACUUUGAUGUUGAAUGAAGACAAAGAAUUGUCAUCACGCUGUCUUUUGUUACUUUUUUGUUUUUAUUGUUAGUCAACUAGGAAUGCAGUCUAAAGGUAUACGAUGUUGCCUCCUUUGUUGAGAUAUCUUUUUAUUUCCACAUAUCUCCGUC